AUGGCACCGCUAUCGCUUGCGGGAUGCCUAGGUAUUCUUGAUGCCGUCGCAACUGCCAACACCACCAUCCCCGACUUCCUUCGAUUCGUUCUCGCGCACGCGUCAACACUCAAGUAUGACGUGCGUGUGCAGACUAUUCUCGCUGCCUCGGACGAGAUUUUGGGUGUGUUUCUGUCGGCAGAAGAGACAAGGGAUAGGACUCGGCAAUGGGUGGGCCAUAUUGCCGCGGAAACCUUCACCGAAGAGCUUGAGAUCCUGACACACCAACCAACAGCAAAAUUCAAUGCAUCGCACGCCGUGAUUAAGGAGCUGGAGGAAAUUGACAUCGAGGACAUGGCGAGGGACAUGGAAUCGAGUGCCCCAAUUCUCUGGGCAACAUUCAAUGGCCUGCUGAGUGUGCCAUCGGAUAUUCUGGAGCUCCAGGCGCGGAAAAGAGCAGAGUAUCGUACGCGGAAGGGUCGGACAGUGGGUGCAGCAGCGCCAGUGGCUGCAGAUGGUAUUGUGGAUGGUGAAGAUGAGGCAGCGGAGGCUGAAACAUCUGAGGAUGUCCUGGUGCAGCAGAGAAAGGCCCGGGUUCGUAUGAAACAAGUUGUCUGCCUUAGCAUUCUUAUAAACAACCGAAAUACACAUUGCAAUGUCCUUCAAACGCUUGUCGGCGUGUUCUUACAUGCAUGCAAUACCCCAGAGAGUGUCGUGAACUUCCUGUCUCAUGCAGGCAUAUCUAACGCCCCAAGCACAAUCAACUCGUGUGUAUCGAGUCUCUCGGAUGACUCAACAACCGUCAUUCAUACAUCCACUACUGAUUGCGAGAAUGCCUACACAUACGACAACGUGGAUAUUGACCUCAAGCAUUCCACAUCAACAGCAGACCAGCCAACCACAACACUCAUCCAUAUGACAUCGCGAAUGACUUUCCGAUUGCGUCAUCUCCAGCCAGGAGAUCUCUCCUGCAGUGCAGAGCUAUGGCGUUGCUCAGAUGCCAAUCCACACCGACGUCCAUGUCAGGGGAAACCCUGA
Molecule: messenger RNA, 1017 nt
Organism: Mycena indigotica
Lineage: Eukaryota; Fungi; Basidiomycota; Agaricomycetes; Agaricales; Mycenaceae
Exons: 2
Coding region: 1-1017 (338 amino acids)
Source: RefSeq, a predicted model, not a curated record